UCUUUAUAUAUUCUUUCUGUUUGGUGGGAUGGCAGAACAUUUUUAUCUUCAUAAUCAACGACCACUUUAUAUGGGAAGACGUUUCCUAUGAAAUUACCAACACUAUAAUACUUGUGAAUAUUGGAUAUCUCCUGCUAUCAAUGAUUUGGCUGACCGCUAUAACAUUCUGCUGCGAUUCAAUUGUGAGAGAGACAGAGGAGUUGCUGACGAACUGUUACAUGCUAGAGCAGACUUUACCACUGCAUUCCAAAGAACUGGAAGAGCUGGACAGCUUGAAGAUGCUAAUCAAGAAUAACAGGCCGAAACUGACUGCUGCAGGUUUCUUCGAAAUAAAUCGAUCCACUUUGCUAUCUCUUCUUAGCACCACAACCACGUACUUUAUUGUAGCUUUGCAAUUCAAUUCCCUGUGAAUGUUUUGCACGGAUAUUGUU
This is a messenger RNA of Anoplophora glabripennis (Asian longhorned beetle), 431 nucleotides long. RefSeq names its product gustatory receptor 68a-like. Gene Ontology annotation, biological process: sensory perception of taste. The coding region runs from base 141 to 410 and encodes 89 amino acids. The transcript has 2 exons. Lineage: Eukaryota; Metazoa; Arthropoda; Insecta; Coleoptera; Cerambycidae. The record is from RefSeq and is a predicted model, not a curated record. Gene Ontology annotation, cellular component: axon; dendrite; neuronal cell body.